Molecule: messenger RNA, 4425 nt
Organism: Phycodurus eques (leafy seadragon)
Lineage: Eukaryota; Metazoa; Chordata; Actinopteri; Syngnathiformes; Syngnathidae
Gene: ccdc142
Product: coiled-coil domain containing 142
Exons: 17
Coding region: 103-3618 (1171 amino acids)
Source: RefSeq, a predicted model, not a curated record
GGGCCCAACACUGCGUCCUGCGACUCACAAGGUUGUACCACACUUGGAACUAAGGAAGCAGUUUCUGGUGCCGAUUCGGGAAGAUACACAGUUGAGACUGCAAUGGAUGAAGACAAACUCUGUAUACUGAAAGACCCUGCUGGAAAGCCUGGUCUAGCAGAAAAAUCCGGAUCAUGCGCUCCAGAAGAGGAGAAGGUUGGUUGGCUUUUGUUGAAAAAGAACGAAAGAGAGAAGACAUUUCAGAAUAUCUGUCUCGCGUGCAAUACCUCGUUGUCAGCAGUCGGGUUACACACCUCAACGUACUACGAGACGCUCGUUUUGAAUUCCCCUAUGUUACAGAAGACGUGCAUAUCCAGUGCAGGAGAAGAAGAUCUGAACACUAACGGUCCUUGGUCACAAAGGACUAUCUCUCGCUUACUCAGAAACACCUUGAAUCCCCGUAUGAAGCGGCUGUUACCCGGUCACAGUCGAGAUGAUGACGGGGAAGAAGAGAGAAACUUUGUCGGAGCCUGCGACCUGGCGUCCGGACCGUCGGCGCCUAUUCGGCGUGUGUCAGUGCAGUGGCAACAUGUUGGUGGGGCACAAAGGGGUUCUCCCGAGGUCUGCGCCAAGGGCAGGACUGUGCCAGGUGACGGUCUUCUCGUUGUGCCCGCUUCCCCCUUCUUGAAUAAGCACUACCAGUCUCUGUGGAGACUCGUGGAGCAGAGGUCACUGCUGCUCUUCAUCCACGAGUACACCAGGAGGGUUCACUCAACGACCGCGUACAUCUCCAAAGUGGCCCACCUGCUUGACGAUCACUUGAGGAAGUCACACCUCCUAUCCAGCCGAAGCCCACACCUCUGCUCCUCAGCCAAGGUCCAGCUUGUCUCCCUGUGCCAGGAGUUCCGCAUUCAUCUCAAUCACUGGUCUUGUCUGUCUGCAAAGGUCCAGUCCGACCACCACCUCAGGCGUGCUCUGGGCUGGCAGAACAAGUUGCUGGAAGAAAUGAGACAAACUCUUAAGUUGCUCGGCCUGCAGGGUCUGGUUUUAACGGAACGUUACGUGCAUGCUGUUCUGUUUGCCAUGGGACAGUCUGAUUUGGACCACAUGCCAAGGGAAGUCAUGGCAGAUAUUGUAGCUUGUACAGACCUGUACAACAAGGUGUUGGAGGAGCAGAGAGUACAGCACAACAACACCCAUCCGUGGACUAAAAUAUUCAAACAGAUUUGUUUUACCACACUGACAAACAGUCAGAGACACCAUCCUGUUGUUGUCUCAGUGAAAGACCUGCUGAAUGGUUUGGCAGCGCAUCAUGCAAACUCGGCAGCUAAUCGGCUCCAUUCGUGGACCGGCCAGCGGUGUGUGUGUAAAUCCGAAUUCCAUACCGAGCAGGGGAUUCCUACCAGUUUGCGGUCCAGAUUCCCCUCGACCUUAACCUGGGAGCAGCUACGGGAUCAGUUCUUUAUGUUCCCCUCCUCUUCUCACACCGGCCACUCUCCUGAACUUAACUUGAAAAACACUAGCAAGGAAAAUGGUCAGCGUCACCCGACUUUAGAAAAGGCAACAUUUUCCCCAAUCCACGAUACCAAUAGGGGGAACUUAUCCUUUCAGUGCCAAACACGUACUUACAGCGCUGCUCCUGUACGGACAGCUCGAGACCACAACAGCCCUUUGAGAAACUGUCAGCAUUUGCAGAAGUCAAGUCCACCCGCCACCUUCCCAACCAUCUCGCUGUCAGGCUUUUUCCAACAGGACCAGUCCAAAGUUGAGCUACUUUUGCAUGUGCUUGUUGCCUCCAAUGACCUGCUAGCUCCACCGGUAUCGCAUCCAUUGACCCCGACGACACAAAUGUUUCCGCCCUCUGUAACAAUAGACCCGCUACCGCCAAAUGGGAAGGCUGAUUCAAACCGCAGGGUCAGGGACUGCGAUACGGAGGGUACUUGCCAGCAGAUUAUUGAACUGGACAUAACCACCAGCUCAGGUGCUGGUCAGCAAGGUCCCGGUGAGGCUGUAGGAGAUGUUCAAAAAGCUGAGGAUGAAUGCGUUCAGCGGCCUCGGUCUGUUCAGUGGCUGGACCUCGGCCGGUCGUCGCUGUUCGAUGAUCUGUUGGGACAGUACCGUACGCUGCUGUGGGCUCACUGCAGCAAAGCCCUCUGGCUGCAGAUGCGUGUGCCACACAGAGCCAGAAGUACAGGGAGCGUCAACCUCCUCGACAACCACAGGAGGUUCCAAGUCCUUCAGAUAAUCAACCAGGCCUCGGAGACAGAUCGACUUCCGAGGGAGUGCAAAGCCAUGCUGGAGGAGUUCAGUCUCAGUAUGUUAGUCAGUGCAGCACAUGCUCAGUGGGACUAUGUGGUCUGCAGAGGUCUGGGUGCAGCUUUGAAAGACAAGUGUCUGACGGAGCGAAACCCACACAGCAGGUCGAUGGCGCCGUCAUCAAAUCAAGACGACGGUGUGAUGAUGUCUGUGACCGCAGAGUACUUGCUACAGCUGACUCCUCCUCUACUGUCCUCUCUGUCUCACUGCAAAGCACCAGGUUCUUUGAGCCUUUUCCCAUCUCGGACCGCUUUUCACAGAUGGACUCUUAGCUUGACGUUAGCUACAGUGCAAUUGUCUACAGUCUGGGUCAUGUCCAAGUCCUGCCAGUUCCUCUCCUCGUGGAGCCUCAACAAGUUCUUACUCAUCACACAAGGAGACCUCAAAGUGCUGAGCGAGUCGUCGGACAAAAUGGUGCAGCGGACGAAAUCUUUGCUGAUGAACUCGUACAGUAAUUGUCUUUGCACUCCUCAUAGCCAUCAUCCACUUGUACUGAAGCAGCAGCUCCAAAAGGUUGAUGCAGCUUCCUCUGAGCUCCAGGCUUUUUCUUCUCUGGUGCUAAAAACCUUUUCUGAUGACUGCAAAAGGAUGUCUGCGGCUCUUUUCGAGCAGACCAUGCCCUCUGCUGCACACUGGAGACUCAACCCCAGGCCAGGCAUUCCUAUCAGUCCCAGCGAGUAUGCGUCACUCGCUGCACAGAAUGUGAUUGGUCAGGUUUUGGAUGGUGUGGCAUUACUGUCUGAUGAGAUCCGCAUCCAGGCUCUUAGUUUAACCCUGACUGCUUUCAUGGAGGCGUGGAUGGAGCACAUCCUGAAACAACGGAUAAAAUUCAGCGUGCAGGGAGCGCUCCAACUGAAGCAGGACUUUGAUUCGGUCAGAGAAUUUAUCUGCUCUGACAGAUAUGGCCUACCAGAGGAACUCCUUCAGCGUCUCCUCAGCCUCAGAGUAUUUCAACAGGUGGACUCUGCAGUAUUAUGCUUGCUUCAGCAGCCGCAAGUCAGACCGUAUCUGCAAAGGAGAGCAUGGGAGCCUUUCACACGCUGCUGUCCCACUAAGAGCAGCGGAGACAGCUUACAUGCAGCGGUGGGGAGCAGUAUAACCAACCUGAGGGGUAUGGAAGGGGACUACAUGACUCAGUCUAAUCCUUCUGUUGGAAGCACUGACAUCCCUUCAGUAGACCCGUUUAUCCCAGGAGAGCCCUACCUUGCGCCAAGUUUAGCUCUGGGUGCUUCUCAACAGGACUGGUUGGACUUGAGGAUCCGUACCAGUUCUCGCCGCUGGAGGUUCCCGGGACUGCGGUGUCUUUCCAAGUCUGAACCCUAAUCAACAAACAUUGAACUCAUUCUCUGGUUUCACAAAGAGAACCGACUCAUUGAAUGGGACACUCUAUUUGAUCAGCAAUAGCACUGUUUUGAAAGUUAUUUUGAAAUAAUGAGUUGAUCGAGUCAUCACACAAGUUGGGUUUCUCUGAGCCAUGAAUACAUAUUUGAAACCAGUCGCUCUGUGUUGUGAAAUCCACCCACCCAUCAAUUUUCUUUCUCGUAUUUUGUUCAGGUCCACUCAAGAAAAUCCAAUAAAAAAACUCAUCAAAUUUCUAGUAAUCCAAUUAUUAAAAUUGUGUGUUGCAUGCUGCCCAAUCAGCAUUGCCUUUGUGUCGAGGGCCUACAGUAAAUUAGAUUGUCUGGGAAUGUAAAAUUGUUUUCCUCCAGACGUAUUGGAACAAAAUUGCUCUCGACCAAACACAUUUGGUUUUGACAUCCAAAAGACACAUUUAUGGCCAGAGAGGAACAUUGUUUUAGGUACAUGGAUUCACAGCUGGAUCAGAUCCAGAACUUAGGAGAUCAGGAUAAUGCAUGACAAAACAGCACAUUUUCACAAGUACCAGGAUUUGGAAUAGAAAGAAUAGAGUCUGACUUUUCUGAAUAUUGAAUUAAUGGGGACCUUUGGAUGUUUCCUCCAAAACAUAGGUGUCAAACUCAAGGCCCAAUCAUGGUGGUCAACUUCUGUGAUUUUUGCUCAAAUCUGGACCCAAAUUCUAAAUUGUCAUCAUAAUAAACAAUAAUGUUGAGAUUUGCAUUUUUCUGCUCCCAAACCCUUCUUCUACAGUAACUUAAACAAUAUUUGAACAAA